AUGUCUGGUUCAGGACUUGUGAUUGUGCUCCUGUGUUGUCUACCUUUGACAGCCUGUUUGAGCUGCUACACCUGUGUAUUCCCGGCCAUCUCUCCUCUGGACUGCUUAAAGUUUCCACAGGAGUGUCCAGCCGGACAGCGUUGCCUGUCCAGUACUGCUGUAGGAAAACGGGGCUCUCUACAAAUGACGAUGUACGAGAAGAGCUGUGCAGUCCAGUCACAGUGUGGUGUGAGUGGACAGAAAUACGCCUCAGGCCUCUACUUCAACUACACCAACGUGUGCUGUGAUACAGACCUCUGUAACGGGGCUGAGUCCUUUGCUGCCCUCAGCUGGGGAGGAGCAGCUCUCUGCCUGCUGCCUGCACUCUCUCUCCUGGUGGCCUGA
Anoplopoma fimbria (sablefish) is the source of this 384-nucleotide messenger RNA. Its product is annotated as prostate stem cell antigen-like. NCBI's taxonomy places the organism in Eukaryota, Metazoa, Chordata, Actinopteri, Perciformes, Anoplopomatidae. The transcript is spliced from 3 exons. The coding region runs from base 1 to 384 and encodes 127 amino acids. The record is from RefSeq and is a predicted model, not a curated record.